This is a messenger RNA of Colletotrichum higginsianum IMI 349063, 903 nucleotides long. RefSeq names its product Mitochondrial 2-oxodicarboxylate carrier. Gene Ontology annotation, molecular function: ATP:ADP antiporter activity. Lineage: Eukaryota; Fungi; Ascomycota; Sordariomycetes; Glomerellales; Glomerellaceae. Gene Ontology annotation, cellular component: mitochondrial inner membrane. Bases 1 to 903 code for a protein of 300 amino acids. The record is from RefSeq and is a predicted model, not a curated record. Gene Ontology annotation, biological process: mitochondrial ATP transmembrane transport; mitochondrial ADP transmembrane transport. The transcript has 6 exons.
AUGUCGACCGAAAAGCCCCUCCCUUUCGUUUACCAGUUCGCCGCAGGCGCCAUUGCCGGUGUCUCGGAGAUUCUGGUCAUGUAUCCUUUGGACGUCGUCAAGACACGAGUGCAACUUCAGACAGGAAAGGGCGUUGGUUCCGACCACUACAAUGGCAUGGUUGACUGCUUCCGCAAGAUCGUCCGCAACGAGGGCUUCGCGACACUAUACCGCGGGAUCACCGCCCCCAUCCUUAUGGAGGCUCCCAAGCGUGCGACCAAGUUCGCGGCCAAUGACGAGUGGGGCAAGAUUUACCGCAACCUGUUCGGCGUCGCCAAGAUGAAUCAGUCUCUCUCCAUCUUGACCGGUGCUAGUGCCGGUGCCACCGAGGCCUUUGUUGUCGUCCCCUUCGAGCUCGUCAAGAUCCGGCUGCAAGACAAGGCCUCCGCCGGCAAAUACAACGGCAUGCUCGACGUCGUCCGCAAGACCGUCCAAAACGAGGGCAUCCUGGCGAUGUAUAACGGCCUCGAGAGCACCAUGUGGCGCCACGUUCUCUGGAACGCCGGUUACUUUGGCUGCAUCUUCCAGGUCCGCGAGCUGCUCCCCAAGGCCGAGAACAAGACGGCUCAGGUCACCAAUGACUUGAUCUCCGGUGCCGUCGGUGGCACCAUUGGUACUGUCAUCAACACCCCUAUGGACGUCGUCAAGUCCCGCAUUCAGAAUAGCCCCAAGGUCCCCGGGUCAACUCCCAAGUAUAACUGGGCCUGGCCCGCCGUUGCCACUGUCGCCAAGGAGGAGGGUUUCGGUGCUCUGUACAAGGGCUUCCUGCCCAAGGUUCUCCGUCUCGGCCCUGGAGGUGGUAUCCUGCUCGUCGUCUUCACUGGCGUCAUGGACUUCUUCCGCACCCUCAAGACCAACGCUUAG